CCAAGACUCCAGCUAAUAUCCCACGAUUCUUCUCUUUCUCACAUUGCAUUUGCAUGUUAUAUAAAUCCACCUCUAAACACUCAAAAUAGUUGCAAUGGCUACCUCAAGAUUGUUUCUAACUGCUGAACCUUUGCGUCAUGCAUUUUCUUCUUCUACUUGUUCAUCUUCUUCAUCAACGAAUGCUGUGAGGUGUAUGGGUAAGGCAGGAUUUAAUGGGGAGAAGAGAAUUUGUGGGAAUGCUGAUCAAAGGAGACCAACACUGCCCACAAAAACAUCUGUGGCUCCACUAGACAGUUUGUUGAUCACAACAAAGCCAGCUGAUUUUAUUGAUGCCUUGCUUAAGGUAUCAAGGCAAAUUUUGGAAAGAAGACCUUGGAAAUCAAUCCAGAUGCUCAUUGAAAGGGUUAUUAUUGAUUGUAGAUUUUUCACAUUAUUUGCUGUUGCGGGAUCCUUGCUCGGUUCAGUAUUGUGUUUUCUGGAGGGCUCCUUUCUUGUGCUGAAAUCAUAUUUCCAGUUUUUCAAUACGUUAUCUCCGAAGAAUGAUCAUGGACAUAUGGUUCAUCUAAUUAUUGAAGCCAUUGACCUUUUCUUGGUGGGAACUGCUAUGCUAAUUUUUGGAGUAGGAUUGUACGCCAUGUUUGUGGGGUCAAAGAAUAUUACAGAGAAAGAACAAUUGCUUUCUGGGUCCAAUUUAUUUGGGCUCUUCCAUAUGAAGAGACUUCCAAAAUGGGUAGAAAUGGAAUCAGUUUGGGAAGCUAAAUCAAAACUUGGGCACGCUGUAAUGAUAAUACUUCAAGUGGGAGUACUGGAAAAAUUCAACACUAUAACUCUUGUUACUAGUUUGGAUAUGGUUUGUUUUGCUGGAGCUCUACUAAUUUCCUCUGUCUGUACCUUCCUUCUCUCCAGACUUUCUGUCAGCAGAAAUUUGCCUUUCCACAUAUUGUCGUAGAAAAUACUUUAUGCUAGUACUCAAAAUGUGUACACAUACUUUUGUUGUCAUAGAAUUAGAGAUAAAUAAUGUGCAAGAAUUAUACACUUCAUGUUUA
This is a messenger RNA of Mangifera indica (mango), 1046 nucleotides long. RefSeq lists its product as uncharacterized. The transcript has 5 exons. Bases 95 to 949 code for a protein of 284 amino acids. NCBI's taxonomy places the organism in Eukaryota, Viridiplantae, Streptophyta, Magnoliopsida, Sapindales, Anacardiaceae. The record is from RefSeq and is a predicted model, not a curated record.